Annulohypoxylon maeteangense is the source of this 893-nucleotide messenger RNA. RefSeq lists its product as uncharacterized. The record is from RefSeq and is a predicted model, not a curated record. Bases 206 to 418 code for a protein of 70 amino acids. The transcript has a single exon. NCBI's taxonomy places the organism in Eukaryota, Fungi, Ascomycota, Sordariomycetes, Xylariales, Hypoxylaceae.
CUACGCAGUACUAUUUUUUUCUGCCCCCAAGCCGAAGCCAUGUUCCGAAAAAGCCAUGCAACCCACCCUCGAACGAUGGAGAAGCUUAAGCUUAAUUCAAGGACAGGGAGUCUAAUCAAAUCAGAAACGUCGACGGGGGUGCCACUCACGUUGUAUUUGUCCUAGCGCGCCCCCCCUUAAAUAGUAAAACAGCGAAAGGGGGGCCAUGCCGAGCCCUUGGUCAGCGAGCUUGGCGCAUUCUUGGGUUUCCCUUGCCCAUGCUUGGCUCUGGAAAAGAAGCUCGAGAAUCUCGGCAGAGCCAAGCACAACAACCCGCAGAUAUGCAAAAUUCGAUGGCCCCCUCUCAUUGGGUCGAACGCCGUGUUCCCCACCAAGCCCACCUUAUUCUAACAGCAAAACUCCCUGUGUCAUGUGCUGACGCGGCCCCUUCGGUGAUACUCAUCAGCAGCUGUUAGUGAUUGUCGGCCGGCCGGUAGAUAAUACAGUAGGUGGUAGCUGGCCUUCGUCGUAGUAGCUUAUUGCAUUGUUUAACCUCUUCCUGGGAUCGGCACGCUUCGGAGCCUCGAGCCUAAAACUAAUGCUUUGUAGGGUCCAUAUCUCCGCGAGGUGGAACAUCGUAUACCACCAUCAGAAACUUGCCUUCCGAAAAUUACAGCAAAUCGACGGCGAAAUGGAGAAAUUCCCGCCGGCGAUCCCAUUCACUACCUAUUAUGGCAGUAUGGGUCACGGGGGAUAAAUGCGUAAGGAGAGUAACGACGGCAAAAGCCGCUGAGAUCGCGAUAGGCAGAGAUGGAGAAGAAGCUAGCCAGGUAGGUAAAAACUAGCCACCAGGUAGGUACCGCGUCUCUCGAAUGGCGCUGCACGAUAUAUUGAAAAAGCCUAACAUUACGCCC